CCCGCUCGGAUCACAGGACUACUGUACCGAUACCGAACAGCCCUGAUGGUAGCAGCGACGGGCGGACCGUAGGGCACCCCGACCCGGAGGACUUGGGGCUAUUGAAGAAGACGCUUCUCUACUGUGUGUCCUUCUGGCUGGAAGACAAUCUUCUAACUAACAUCCAGCUAACUUUCAGUUCAAUAUUUGUCGCGGCCGUUUUAUUGCGUUUUUCCCUCUUCCACCAUCACCAACUCACAUUGUGCAGGUGUAGGAGGGGGCGGUGUACAGGCCGGUCUCACUGAGACCCUUUUGGACGCUGACGUGUUUCAGCGGGCCAUGCCAAACCUGCAGUGUCAGAUGCCAUUUUACUGCGUCGGAAACCCCAAUAUAUUGGGCCUGUCAUCUCACUAGAAGUUGUUCAAAGUAGUACACGACUGGUGCGGUGGGGAGCUACAUGGUCAGAUGCAUUGUGCACUCUUCGUGCUGAAGCUUAUGGGUCCUGCGUACUCAAGCUCCCGGCUCCCACACAAAAAGGUGUGCUGCGGGGGUCCACAGCACGGUCUGACCGCCUCACAUCUGGAUCGUCCGUCCUCAGUCAUCUGAGGCCUAGGUGGUCGUGAGGUCCUCGGAGUUUAAGAUCAUCUCGCUGUGAUCGCUUCCAGAGGAUUUUGUGUAAUUGAAACCGGUGUUAUUACAUCGGCACGAUUGGUCGGGUUUCAUCGGCUCUGAAUCCCUCGUCCAUAGCACCAGUGACUAUAGAAACGUUAUCCAAGGUACGAGCUCAUCGGCCGGGGACUUCCCCUAUUAUUAUUUUGUGCAUUUUUUAAAGGCCACGUUAGGGUGACAUUGCAUUCGCUUUCUCUUUCCACCACUGUCGUUUUAAUUCGGCGACCAGACACAAAAAAAGUGAAAGUGGAGGAUUGUCCGUCGCACGCAUUAAAGCUCCGGGAUUUCAGCGUCUGGCUGGCGUUCCCCCCCACCCAUCCCGCGGUGACGGUUAUGGGUCGGAAGCGGUGUGUCGGUGCAGAUUGUUCCAAGAUGGCGGCCGGGUGCUGCGGGGUGAAGAAGCAGAAGCUGUCGGGAUCCCCCGGGUCGGGGGGUCCUGGCGGGGUGGGGGCGGGGAGUGGGGUGACGGGAACCGGACACUGUGGGACAGACCUGGGGAUCGGUUCCUCCACCGCCGCCACCACCACUGUUGCAGCGGGGACCGUGGGCAGAGUCAACGGCCUGGGGGGACCGGGGGGAAACGUGAACAACUGUAGUAGUGGUAGUGGUGGCGGCGGUGGCGGUAGUAGUAGUAGCAGUACAGCCGUGCUGUCCCCAACCCCGGCCGGCUACAAUUCGUCCGGCCUCUCCCCUAAUCUGAGCCCGGGAUCCGGCUCGGGAAGCGGCGUGAGGAAGAUGGUGGUGUCGGCGGAGAUGUGCUGUUUCUGUUUCGACGUGCUUUACUGUCAUCUGUACGGAUACCAGCCGCCAAGGACCCCCCGCUUCACCAACGAGCCCUACCCGCUGUUCGUCACGUGGAAAAUAGGGCGAGACAAGCGGCUGAGGGGUUGUAUCGGUACGUUCUCGGCCAUGAACCUGCACUCAGGACUCAGGGAAUACACCCUUACUAGUGCCCUUAAGGACAGCCGCUUCCCGCCCAUGACGAGGGACGAGCUGGCCCGCCUCUUCUGCUCCGUGUCCCUGCUGACCAACUUCGAGGACGUCGGGGACUACCUCGACUGGGAGGUGGGCGUUCAUGGCAUUAGGAUAGAAUUUUUCAAUGAAAAAGGAUCAAAACGAACUGCCACCUAUUUACCAGAGGUUGCAAAGGAACAAGGUUGGGACCACAUUCAGACCAUCGAUUCCUUACUUAGGAAGGGAGGUUAUAAAGCUCCCAUUACCAAUGACUUCAGGAAGACCAUUAAGUUAACCAGGUACCGUAGCGAGAAGAUGACCAUGGCCUACGCAGAGUACAUCGCUCACCGCCAGCACCACCACUACCAGAACGGCGUGGGCCACCCCCUCCCCCCCUACAACCAUUAUUCCUGACAGCGAGCCCCGUGACCAAUCACUGCAGCUCUCCUCGGACCUGUUCCCGGGAGAGCCCGCCCCCGCCUGGUCUAGCUAUUUCUACUACUGUACCAUUUUAUGAUGAUAGUUUCCGUUGCCAUGGUGGCCGUCUCCUAGACGUUGGCAUGGCAACGGGCGGCAAACAAAUUUAUUACGGCGCGAAGUCCGCAUUUCCCCGCCCUCUUCCUUUCCUUUUAUUUCCUGCCGUGACGCUUUUGCAGCAGCAUAUAUAAACGUAUAUCCCUUCCUUUUUUGAAUUUGAAUUACGAUUUUUCUUUUUCUCCAAACUUAAGUCUUUAAUAAAAAAAAAGAAAAACCUAGUGAGGUUUUGGUUCUGUGGAUGAGAGCGUCUCUCAUGGUGGGUCAGGACUAACCUGGUAUUCUAGAGCUGAACCUUUCUCAUGCUUCUCAUUUUUAUCCCUGUGUGUGUGUGUGUGUGUGUGUGUACUAUUUGUAGCAAGGCAGCAGCGGUUGGGAGAAGUCUCAUGCUAUUAAGUGAGAGGGAGAGGUGCGAUGGCCUUGGCCGGGUGUCUCUGAGCACUGGACCCCCCAGCUGUAGAUAGCGAGGGCCUGACCGGUCGGCCGGGGGCCGGGGGCCGGGGGCUGGAGUGUGUGUGCCUCUGUGUGGUUUCAUCUUCUCCAGGAGAUGAGCCCGGCUAGAUGAGUAGAUUCUAUCGUUUGUGAUGCGUGAAGUGUUUCCCUCGCGGGCGCCCGAGGGGGCGGGGUUUUGUGGGGCGAGGUAACCUAUUAAAACUUGAACAGCGUUUGAUUGGCUAGGUAUAAAAGCGUUUAUCUUUUUAUUAUUAUUCCUUUUUUGCAACGAUUUCUACAUUGUACGAUUUAAUAAGGAGCAAGCCAUCUGUUCAUCUUGAAAGCCGGAUUGUCUGCGGGUCAUCUUUUGUAAAGUAGAUGAACCAGUUGGAGGGACUCCCCUGAACGCGGCGUUCUGAAGGUUAGGUGAGCAGUGGGAUAUAUUCACACGGUCGGAGAGGGAGAUCCAGAGUGGAUCCACCGUCAUGGUGUGUUUAUAGAGUUUAGGAGCAGGAAGCGACGGGGACAAACAAACCCCCUAAAGCCAUAAACCCAAGGCAUGCUUCAUAAGUGUUGUGGGCUGGAUGUCGUCGCUUGUCUUGGAUGAGUUAAUAAAGCUUCAAAUGGGAGCCCCAAAGCCGUUCCAGGGAGCCUGCUCCUCUGGGCCCGGUCCCAGGGGGCUCAUGAGGUGCGGUGACCCCUCUGGGGGGUGCCGGUGUGUAAUUAACUAAUUGACACGGUCUAAUGACCAAAGUCGUUAGUUGUUUUAGCUCCCAAACCCCAGAGUGGGUGUGAUUAGUGAACAUGUGAUCAGUGAACGUGUGAGUGAAGCGUUGCGUUGGCUGGGGGUUGCGGUCUUAAAGCCGCACCGGGACCCUGUCCCAAAGCUGCCCCCACCCCUAGAUUGGAGCCCCAACCCACGGUCACCUGAACGCCAGCCAGUCUGGGAGCUGAUGUGCCGCUAAGGGCCCUCCAAGCAAGCGUUGUCGUUAAGGGGAGAGUAAUGGGACAGGGCCCUUGAUCGCUGGGCCCCCCUCCCGACCAGAUCCCCCCACCUACGGGGUCUCGACCCAAGCUGCAGAGAACGGCGUCCUGUUGUGUCAGCUGUGGGGUCGGGAGGUCAAGAGAACACCGUCCCAGCGAGGGGUCCGUUAUUGUUGAAGACUCCAGAUAAUAACAGUGGGGGGGGGGGGUUCUAGGGACUUAUUGAAGCCAUUUCCCCUCGACAGACAGUCCCGUGCAUCCAGGACCUCUUUGGGUGUGCAGUAUCUCAGCUGUCCUGGUGUCCGCUCUGCGCUGCGUUCCAACGGCUGGUUCUGGUUCAGCAUCGCUGCCAUGUCUCCUUCACCUUCAUUGUUUUUUGUUGAAUUUGACCAACCGGCGGUUAUUUCCUUUAUGCAAACAGCCAAGGGCUUCAGGCGAUCCAUCCACAGUAACCCCAAACUACCAGACUUGAGUUGUGUUGCCUUAACUGGUGUUAAUAAUGUCUGGACCAGUAUUUGGUGCUGUAGUUGUUCCUCUCCCACCAUCGACUGUGUUGAACUCCCAUCUCGUGCUUCUCCAGAACUCUUCUGGUCCUUUAAACGGCAACAAACUACACAACCACAUGUUUUUCUUUUCUUCUGCUGCAAAACCAAAUUGCCCACGCUCCUCUCACCUAAAGUCUUUGUAUAGACAUGCAAUGUACUCUGUUGCAUGCGUGUAUGAGUAUAACCUAUGGUUUUAAAUCCAUGAUAUGCUUGAUCUAUCGCUUAGACACUCGGAACCACAAAGAGAUUUUAGAAGACUAAACAUAUGGUGCUAUCAGACCGGGCGUCGGGCGGUCAGCUGACCGGUCAUGAGGACUCAUCUCCAUAUCACUAACCCGACCUGUGGGGUUCUCUCUCCAGCGGCUCGCCUGUGAGACGGACGCACCACGCUUGAACUCUCACAAGAGUCAUGGAAGGUACACCUCCAUGUGGAGGACUGACUAUUCCCUCCAGACACCGAGAGACCACCCCUCACGUGGGCCCCCUUUUUUAACAUCCUUGAUAUAUGCAGAUAUCUGUUCAACAAAGUGUUUCUCGUGCCGUGCUGGUCAACGUCCCUGCAGGCUUGAAAGGGCAAGAAGUCACCCCUCCCCCCCCUGGUUUAGCCACCCUAGGAGAGGACGUGUGCUCGGUGGGUCAACGCACACACAAGUCUGUCAGGGCGGAGGUCGGUUUCGCCAGUUGCAGCAUCUCCUCUCCACAUGCUGCAGCUGGACGAGGAACCUCCUCUAGAGACUUUCCACUGGACAGGAAACCCGACCACCACGUGGUCCGCUUUCAUGUCCAGUCGGAUGGUCGGUUGAUGUAGUCAUGGACGGUCUUCAUCUACAUGUCUUACACAUUUUCUAGCAUCUUUUUAUGUUGUUAAACACAGAUAUCGUGAAUUACUGUCGGUCGAAACCCACCAACAAACAAUCAUGACUUUAUUUUGUAUAUUUAUUCAUCCUUCUACAAUAGAACGUAACUGGAGGUGUUGUUUGGUGACCAACCCAUGGAAGAUGUAAUCCUUUUCUGUCGUGUUCUGUCAACACUUUGUGUACCGAUACCUCAUAGACUGUUGGUGGAGGCGGUGAGACUCUUCUUGUCGUAGCAUACAUUUGGCGCCGUAACCGAGGGUCAGAGUUCGGCCGUAGCGUUCGUGCGAGGUCGUUCGUUGCCGUGGAGACUGUUCGUGUUGUGACCUCGCGUGCGUUUUGACCGAAGGUGCAAAAAAACCAGCCAUGUGCAAACGACAUGCUGCAGUGGGCGUGGCUCCCUGCCCUUCCAAGAACAGUUCUGCAAGCGACCAACCAUCUCCACUGUCCGUUGGUUUGUGUGGUACCUUGAAGCUGAAGCAACCCCAUCGCACCGCGUCCUGCCCUCCGACCCCCUGGCCCCCGACCCCCUGGCCCCCACCUGAAGGGCGCGGGGGACAAGAUGCUGGGUUGCACAUCGUAUCUUACUUAUUUUUGUUUAAUUUACAAAAAUGAAAAAUCCCAUGGUGUGCCUCCUAGCUUAUGGGUUUUAAAUGUUUGUUUGUUUUUUCCCUAAAGACCAGCAGUUAUACUUUAUAUAAAAUAUGGAUUUUCCUUAUUUUUAUGCUAUGUAAGAUGAAAAGCCUGUUUUCUUUACUUUGGACCCAGUAGCUGCACUGGUAUACAAUCGCACUGAUAGAUGAUAAUUAAAAAACAUAAACAAGACAUGGAUCAAUACUGAUACAAGCAAAUGAAAUAAGAAAAUACAAUAAACUUGUGUUUGGAACUUUUAUCUAAAAAAAAAGGAAUAAAAAUAAAAAAAGAGAAAAUGACUGUUUUUGUAUAUUAAAAUAAAUUCUUUUCAUAAUAUUUUGGAUCUAGUUUCAAACUUAUUUUAGUGGUUUUCUAUGUUCUGGGUAUUGAGACACAGUUCUGAAAGACUUCACUGUACAAAAUGGUUUUACUUUGCAGUGGCCGGGACGUUACCUGGAGUAACGUCCCUCUGAUUUUUUGUUUUGGGUUUAAAAUGCAUUUUCUCUUUUCAUUAAUGACUUGAAACGUUGUUGGAAUACCGUGGCGGUGGGUAUUCUAAAGGCAUCCCCUUGUAGAGCUAUAUAGAUAUUUCUUCUCCCUCUAAACCGCUAUUAGUGUGACCAGACUUGAAACGGGCAUUCAUUAUAGUACUCCCAAAAAAAUAUUUAAAAGUUUUAAAAGAAGAACAAAAAAAUGUGUGGGGAAGGUAUAAAAUGUAUAUAUACAGUAUAUAUAUGUGUGUAUAUAUACAGUAUAUAUAUGGGUUAUUAUCGGUAUGUAAGCCAUGGCUGUGAAGACGAUAAUGUAGUUUUAAACAUUGUUAUUACCUUUUAAAACCAUUUAUUCAAUAAAAAACCAAAUGAAAAGAGACAUUCGUGUGUACUGGAGUUCUUUCUUUGGCGCGUCAAUUUCUCUGCUCAGUUCUGCAUUAGACCGAGGGGAUGGAACGCAGAACCUUAGGCUCAGUUCUGCGUUAGACCGAGGGGAUGGAACGCAGAACCUUAGGCUCAGUUCU
Gadus chalcogrammus (walleye pollock) is the source of this 6599-nucleotide messenger RNA. It is a transcript of the gene ammecr1, whose product is annotated as AMMECR nuclear protein 1. The transcript is spliced from 6 exons. NCBI's taxonomy places the organism in Eukaryota, Metazoa, Chordata, Actinopteri, Gadiformes, Gadidae. Bases 982 to 2016 code for a protein of 344 amino acids. The record is from RefSeq and is a predicted model, not a curated record.